Molecule: messenger RNA, 882 nt
Organism: Prorocentrum cordatum
Lineage: Eukaryota; Dinophyceae; Prorocentrales; Prorocentraceae
Source: the annotation of a GenBank genome assembly
AUGCUCACGAGCACCGUGGCGUCCGACGAGCGCUUGUCGAUGGGCCUGCAGCAGAGGCCAAUCUGGACGCCCUUGGAGGAGCCCUUUUGCUGGCGCCCGCUGUCGAACCGCCUUGGGCUGCACGCGUUCGCGCUGGACUUGUUCCUGUGGCGUACCAACAUGACCGCGAUCGGCGACAAUUCGAGCAAGAAGGGCGGGCUGAGACCAGCGAAGCGUGGUUUCGCGGAGCGCGGCUCUGGAUACGAGGGCAGCGCCGCGAACCUCCAGGGCUUCAGCACCGCGGACGCCUCGCUGCACUGUGGGUUCGUGGGGUACGUGGUGUCGGAGUUCGAGAAGAUCUGCGGCUCCGGCAGCGACUUCUGCUCGCCGCGCGUCCUGCUGCCCAGCAGCCUCCUCGUACCGUUCCAAGGCUACCUCGAGUCCGACGGGCUACGCUCGGGAAUCACCUGGGACAUUUGCGAGUAUUCUGGCGACAACCCGAGGAGCGACAUGCUGGUGACGGUGCGACACUCCGUGGUGAUCGUCGUGAGGGAGGAGGACUGGUCCUCGCCGGAGCGCGCCUGGCAGCUGCACGCGGACGCCAUCGGCGACGAGGAUGUGGCCGGUCCAGCUGCGGCCCCGGUGGUGGUGCUCACCUGCAUGCAGCACGGCGUGGAGGUCGGGCAAACCGUCAUUAAUAAGCUGCUGCAGACUUGGGCGUGGAUCACGGAGAAGGACGCCGUCCGCGGAGAGGAUAUCACCCCGUGGUCGUUCUUCGCGCCGGUCGCUGGAGCGAUGCAGUCCCUCCAGAACAACGAAAAGGCCGCCGAGAAGCUGGCAGCCGAAGUCCGGCCGCUGCUGAGGGACAGCCGCUCUUGCAUCAGAGAGAGUAUUCUCGUCUGA